Messenger RNA from Sugiyamaella lignohabitans, 2313 nucleotides. RefSeq lists its product as uncharacterized. Lineage: Eukaryota; Fungi; Ascomycota; Dipodascomycetes; Dipodascales; Trichomonascaceae. Gene Ontology annotation, cellular component: extracellular region. The transcript has a single exon. Bases 1 to 2313 code for a protein of 770 amino acids. The record is from RefSeq and is a predicted model, not a curated record.
AUGCUGAAAGUCCCGACUGAGGAGGAUUUGAGACGAGUGGCCGAGUCGUCGGAUGACAGUGCCAGGAGCAGUUUGGAGAGAGGAAGGAGACAGCUCGAGGAUGGUGGAAGAGCCAGAAAUGUUGGAGUUGGUGGUAGAGGAGGAGGAGGAGACAGAGAGCUAGCACAGUUCAAUUUGGGUGGAGGCAACAGGACGAGUUUGAGUCAGAGUCCGAGUGCGAGUCCUGGGAGACGAAGAGGCGAUGAAUCGCCGCCAGAAGAACAGAUUAAUUUCGAUACGGGACGAGCGGUGCGGUCGAGCUCUCGCAAUCCGCUCGAGGUUGACAGUGGGUACCAGACUGGGGGUGGAAGUGGUCAGAUGGGGUCGAAGUCGGGUAUAAAGUCGAGUUUUGUCAAUCUCAGGUCACUGCUGAGAUCUGAAGGUGGCCCUAGAACUACUGUUGCGACAGCUGCUGCGAUACCUGGGUCGACAGGUGGGGUGAUUAGUGGUGCCACUGGUGGAGCCACUGGUAGUGCUAGUCGAGGUUCUGGUGAUAGUUCUCGUGUUGGAGCUGUGUCUGGUGGUGCCAGUGAGGGUCGUGAGUUAGGAGUCGAGGACCCGAGAUCGAGUCUGGAGUCGGCUGACAGUGUUCGGACGGGUGAGAGCGUUUUUAGUGGGUACAGUCAUGUCCACGGUCAUGGUAAUGGCGGUAAGGACAGAACACAUUCACAGGUAGGGAUUACAAAACUGCAGAAUAAAGCUCAUAAUUUAGUUCAGUCUCUGGCAUUAAACUCGGAGAGACCGUUGUAUUACGGUCAUCGAAGAGUCAGUAGAGCUCAGGAUAUGGACGCUCGAGCAGCAGCUGCAGCUGCUGCUGCGGCCGCUGGAGGUGCUGGAGGAGGUCCUGCUUAUAGAGGGUCGAUAGGAAAUGGUAUGACAGCAUCACUUUCACGGUCGAGUGCUGAUUUGUUUAGACGUUCGAGCCAGAGAUUUGGUAGUGGUGCUGGUGGUGUAGACACGAGUCGUCCGGGUGAACCUCAAUUGACACCUGAUCUGGAAGAACAUCUCCUGCUAUUAUCGGCUCUUGAUAGAAUGCCAACUGAUUUUGCCCAGUGUGAAGAUGAUCUCGAUCAUGAUCCAGAAAGAUUGCGGAAACUGAGUCUGUUUUACGGGGUAGACACUGUUGUCGAGAACCAACGAGGCUGGUUUUUCAUGGGAUACCCGUUUUUCUCGGACAAAUCGCUGUUUCCACUGGAUCCUCAUAACUGGACUACUGGCCAGGGUCGGGCACUUAAUGGCGGCAUGAACGACUACUCACUGCCCGAUUUCACCUGGGAAUGGCUUUGGAAAAGGUGGUAUGUCGACAUGUCCGGAGAUGUCGAUGACCAGGGAUGGAAGUACUCGUGGCGGUUUCGCUCGAGAAAUUGGCAUGGAACUCAUGUCUGGUUUAGAUCGUUUGUUCGUAAACGUACCUGGAAACGAAUAAGACGAAAAGUCGACUCGUAUAUCCCUCCAGCUAGCAGAAUCCACAGCUAUCUCGGUGCAAAUGCUUCUGACAGCGCCGAGAUUCUCAUCGGCGAUAUACCCCUUGCUGGUGCACCAACAUCGACCGAUGCUACUUCAUCUUCUGCCACUGCUACUGCCACUGCUACUGUUACAGCUGGUUCGGAUGCUGCUGUUUCUCCACCCACUUCUGCUACUGCUGGUACUGGGACUGGUAUUGGUAUUGGUACUGCUGGUUCGGAUACUAGUAGAGACCCAUCUCGUCGCAGUCCUGAGCCAAUCACCGGAGUCUAUAACAUAUCUGGUGGUACUAGCAUUCUCCGACCUGUUACCCCUAUCAUCAGCCUGAGUGUCGAUGGACCAAGUCACAGCUCUCACGACCUACCACGGCCUGGUUCACCAGAAAUGCCCACGAUCCAAGAAUCCGAAACUAAAGUCGACCGACUCAUCAACUCCAUGAACGACUCGAGAAUAGACCGUGAACGCAUCAACAAAUUCGUGGACUUUGCUCUCGACCAGGACAAUGAUCCUGCCACUAUCGGCGAACUCCUCACCAGACUUCACGGCAUUCUUCAAACCCUGCAAUACCAUGCCUCUCGCCAACACAUUAUCCGCCGCCUCGAAGCAUCCACCGAAAACGCUCCAUACAACGAAACUACUCAGAAACUCAUCUCCGCUAUCGAAGAAGACCACGAUAACUACGACCACAAAUCUUCUCCCUAUGGCCACUUGCGACUCGACUCCCCGUCGCCGUCUCCCUCUCCUUCUCUCUCCUCUUCUCCGCCUUCACGACCUAACCAUCCAACAUCCAGUUUCCAUCAAAAUAGGUAG